Messenger RNA from Oncorhynchus mykiss (rainbow trout), 6446 nucleotides. Lineage: Eukaryota; Metazoa; Chordata; Actinopteri; Salmoniformes; Salmonidae. The record is from RefSeq and is a predicted model, not a curated record.
GUGCUGCACAUUGGUGGUGGAUGAGAUGAGUUUGCCCUUUACUAUGUAAAGCGCUUUGAGUAACCGUAGAAACGCGCUAUAUAAAUACACUCAAUUAUUAUGUUUGUUACAAUUAUCACAGGACAAAAAAUGCUACUGAAUGUUGUGUACAUUUGUUGAAUAGCAUCCAAGCUUGCCUCCCAUUGGAUAGAAUUAGAGCAAUUGGUCAUCGAUUUUAGUGAUGUCAGUAGGUACUGCUUUUUUACCGUGGCAAUUAAUGAGAUUGGGCAAUGCAUUUUGUCAUUGGACUGGGCAUCAGCGUGUCGAAACAACUAGCAAGCGCAGGCUACUCGGGCACACCGACGACUAAGGAACGUGAAUACUUCUUUACAUUGGAAAAAGGGAUCAGAUGAAUGAGUCACUCCAAGGGACUCUAGAGAGGAACGUUGUCCUCCACCGCCGGCCCACGUCUCCCUCACCCUGCUCAGCCUCCCCUCUACAGACAUCAUCAAAUGAGCUCUAUCUGAAUGCCACUUUCUAUGGGUUUGGAUUCAGUACAGCAGCCAGCAGUGAAGAGAGCCAAUCUCUUACAAAGCCUCAUUUUGCCACGGAACCUUAUGAAUUGCUUUCAAAAGUGCCUCGAAAGAACUAAAGAAAACCAGGAUUUUUCCUUCAUGUAUAGUGCUGCUGUUUUGAGAGUAUUCCUCUGAUUGACCAUAAAGGGAAGGACAGUUGCAUCAGAGCGGACAGGACCGUAAACUACAUUAAGGCUUUAGGGGAGCAGUCAUAACUUCUCUCUCCAUACGAGCCGACGACCAUGGUCCCCCAGAAGGCUGACUUGACUGUUUUGCCAUGUCAGGAUGUGGUGGAGAUGCCAGUGAAGAAGCAGAGCAGUGAGAGGGACGAGGAGAGUCCUGAUGGGUCUCUGGGUGAGGGUGCUGGGGGGGAACGUAUUCCCCUGCGCAAGUGGGUCAUGCAUGGUGCUGUCAUGUUCGGACGAGAGUUCUGCUACGCCAUGGAGACAGCCCUGGUCACACCAGUCUUACUGCAAAUAGGACUUCCAGAGCAGUACUACAGCCUGACGUGGUUUCUGAGCCCCAUCCUGGGCCUGAUCCUCACCCCUCUCAUUGGCUCAGCCAGCGACCGCUGCACCCUGAAAUGGGGCCGCAGGAGACCCUUCAUCCUGGCACUCUGUGUGGGGGUGUUACUGGGAGUUUCUCUCUUCCUCAAUGGGUCCCUCCUAGGAUUAGCCCUCGGGGACGUUCCCAGCAGUCAGCCCAUUGGGAUAGUGCUGACGGUGCUGGGCGUGGUUCUACUGGACUUCAGUGCAGACGCCUCAGAUGGGCCUAUCAGAGCCUACCUGUUGGAUGUAGCUGACACAGAGGAGCAGGACAUGGCCCUCAACAUACAUGCUUUCUCUGCAGGGCUGGGAGGAGCGGUUGGCUACGUGCUGGGUGGCCUGGACUGGACCAGCACCAUCCUGGGCACGGCCUUCAAGUCCCAGGAGCAGAUCCUGUUUGUGUUUGCUGCCGUCAUCUUCACCAUAUCUGUGAUUCUACACAUGUUCAGUAUCAAGGAGGAGAGUUUUGAGGCUCGUGGUGACACUCUGGGAGAGGGAGACUCCGACAGCCUGUCCUCCUCAGAGAAACUGAAGGGGGGCUUGGCAGGGCCUCGUAGUGUACCUCAGCUGGACGUUAUAGGAGAGGAGGACGCCCAGUCAGAGAGGGAGCUCUUCAUCAACGUGGACAGGGUGAGGAGUAAGAGCGACUCGGUGCUGGCCAUGCCUGACGCCACCAUCGAGCUGGACUCAGACCUGGACCAGGACGGUCAUUUCCUGGCCGACAUUGAGCCCUCCAUCUUUCAGGACUACCCCCAAGAUUUGUACCCUGGCACCCCUCAGAGACACUACAGUGGAUGGGGCAUCCAGGACCUGGAAGGCCCCCAGGCCGAGGCUCAGGCAAACAGCCAGCUGCCCCUCUUCCACCAGGACCCCUCCCCCUACUACAGCAGGGAGCACAUGUUGUUCAACAACCAGACCAACCAGGGAGCCAAGUGCCUCAACGGGGCCUCAGCGGCCCUGGCCGUCCCCUCCAACCACACAGCCCGCGGGGCCAACAGCCAGGGCCGAAUGCCAGGCCUGAGGCCGUCCAACACCAGCACCACUACCGGGCCACGCCGCUUCCCCUUCUACCGCCAGCCGUCAUUUACAUUCUCUUACUAUGGCCGCGUGGGUUCAGCACGAUACCGCCACCGCAGAAACACCAUGGGCAAUCCGGCCGGCGCCAACCUCCGCAUCAAGACCUCGCAGAGCAUGAACGACAUCUACGAGCACAUGCGGCAGAGGAGGGAGCUUCAGCAGAGCAGCACCACACUGUCCAGCGGGGACUCUGAGAGGGACGACGGAGACCAGGGGGGCACCACGGUCAAGCUGCUGUGGCUGUCCAUGCUGAAGAUGCCCCCCCAGCUGCUGAGGCUCUGCGUCUGUCAUCUCCUCACCUGGUUCUCCAUCAUCGCUGAGGCAGUAUUCUACACAGACUUCAUGGGACAGGUCAUCUAUGCUGGAGACCCCACAGCUCCUGCUAACUCCACUGACCUGCAGAACUACCAUAAAGGGGUUCAGAUGGGCUGCUGGGGACUGGUUGUCUAUGCUGCUACCGCUGCAGUCUGCUCAGCUGUGCUACAGAAAUACCUGGACAACUACGACCUGAGCAUUAAGGUGAUCUACAUCCUGGGUACUCUGAGCUUCUCCCUGGGAACUGCGGUCAUGGCGAUCUUCCCUAACGUCUACGUUGCCAUGGUGAUGAUCAGCACCAUGGGCAUCAUCUCCAUGAGUAUCUCCUACUGCCCCUAUGCUCUGCUGGGCCAGUACCACGAGAACAAGCAGUACAUCCACCACAGUCCGGGGAAGUCGCGACGAGGCUUCGGCAUCGACUGUGCCAUACUGUCGUGCCAGGUGUACAUUGCCCAGAUCCUGGUGGCGUCUGCACUGAGCACGGUGGUGGACGCGGUGGGCAGCGUGCUGGUCAUCCCAAUGAUGGCCUCUGGAGGCUCCUUCCUGGGCUUCCUCACCUCCACCUUCCUGGUCAUCUACCCAGACUCCUCCACUCCCACCACUACGCAGGACCAGGAGGGGUAUGGAGAGGAGGGGUCUCCGGCCCUGGUGGCCCCAGAACCAGACCCCAGUGGUAGCAGUAUGCAGCAGCCAGUAGUCCUUCUCAAAACGUCUCCUAAGGGCAGCAGCAGCACGGCACACUACGAGUCCACUAUUUAACAAAGAAGAAGAGGGACAAGGACAAAAUACUGGUGGCAUCACAAUAGUCAUAAAGUGUCUUCCUCUCUUUGUCUCCUUUAUUUAAUCUGCACAAAUAUCUAGUGGAGAAAGACAGUGACCAAACCUUCACACUCACUAGUCACAUGACUUCCAGUGGGAUGGACUGUUCCAAUGAACACGUUGUGCAUUUCUUGACAUAUGGCUGUUUUUCUUUUCCUCGUGGGGUUCAAAUGUUUGUGGUUUCACUGAUUACGUCCCAAAUAGCACCCUACUCCCUUUAUAGUGCACUUUUUACCUGGGUCCAUAAGGCUCUGGUCAAAUGUAGGGCACUAAAUAGGGAAUAGGGUGCCAUUUGGGACUCAUUCACAGUUUGAAAGGCCUGCAGGCCUUAUCAGAAGGAGUAUCCACCUCAUACACAGGAUCUAAUGUUGGACUAUUUUUCUUAAACGUGACUCUGUAGAUGGUUGUUUAGACUGCACAUGAAUAUUUUCACUCCAUUUCUAAAUUGAAAAUAUUUUUUAUUGAUUUUAUUUUGUGAUUGUACAAAAUGGUUUGAGUGACCGAUCAACUUUUUUAGAUCAAACUUAGUUUCCCCACAGACAGAAUGAUAUAGGAGUCCCUAUGUUACUGUGACCUCACUAAAGAUGCUGCAGUCACAGAGGAUCCAGUUCAGAACAGUAUGGGAGUCCCUAUGUUACUGUGACCUCACUAAAGAUGCUGCAGCCACAGAGGAUCCAGUUCAGAACAAUAUAGCAGUCGCUCUGUUACUGUGACCUCACUAAAGAUGCUGCAGCCAGAGGAUCCAGUUCAGAACAAUAUAGCAGUCGCUCUGUUACUGUGACCUCACUAAAGAUGCUGCAGUCACAGAGGAUCCAGUUCAGAACAGUAUGGGAGUCUCUCUUACUAUGACCUCACAAAAGAUGCUGCAGUCACAGAGGAUCCAGUUCAGAACUUUAUAGGAGUUGCUCUGUGACUGUGACCUCACUAAAGAUGCUGCAGUCACAGAGGAUCCAGUUCAGAACAAUAUAGGAGUCGCUCUGUUGCUGUGACCUCACUAAAGAUGCUGCAGUCACAAGAGGAUCCAGUUCAGAACAAUAUAGGAGGUGCUCUGUUACUGUGACCUCACUAAAGAUGCUGCAGUCACAGAGGAUCCAGUUCAGAACAAUAUAGCAGUCGCUCUGUUACUGUGACCUCACUAAAGAUGCUGCAGUCACAAUAGGAUCCAGUUCAGAACAAUAUAGCAGUCACUCUGUUACUGUGACCUCACUAAAGAUGCUGCAGUCACAGAGGAUCCAGUUCAGAACAGUAUGGGAGUCUCUCUUACUAUGACCUCACUAAAGAUGCUGCAGGCACAGAGGAUCCAGUUCAGAACUUUAUAGGAGUUGCUCUGUUACCGUGACCUCACUAAAGAUGCUGCAGUCACAGAGGAUCCAGUUCAGAACAAUAUAGGAGUCGCUCUGUUGCUGUGACCUCACUAAAGAUGCUGCAGUCACAAGAGGAUCCAGUUCAGAACAAUAUAGCAGUCGCUCUGUUACUGUGACCUCACUAAAGAUGCUGCAGUCACAGAGGAUCCAGUUCAGAACUUUAUAGGAGUCGCUCUGUUACUGUGACCUCACUAAAGAUGCUGCAGUCACUGAGGAUCCAGUUCAGAACUUUAUAGGAGUCGCUCUGUUACUGUGACCUCACUAAAGAUGCUGCAGUCACAGAGGAUCCAGUUCAGAACAAUAUAGGAGGUGCUCUGUUACUGUGACCUCACUAAAGAUGCUGCAGUCACUGGGGAUCCAGUUCAGAACUUUAUAGGAGUCGCUCUGUUACUGUGACCUCACUAAAGAUUCUGCAGCCAUCGAAGAUCCAGUUUAGAACAGUAUAGGAUUUGCUGUUACUGUGACCUCACUAAGGGGCGGCAGGGUAGCCUAGUGGUUAGAGCGUUGGACUAGUAACCGAAAGGUUUCAAGUUCAAAUCCCUGACCUGACAAGGUACUAAUAUGUCGGUCUGGCCCUGAACAAGCAGUCGGUCAGAACAAUAUAGGAGUCGGUCUCUUUUACUGUGACCUCACUAUGCCACAGAGGAUCCAGUUCAGGGUCAGUCAGUUACAUUCUCUAUUAUAAACACCAUCCACUAACUCUCUUCAGUCUAUUGACAUGUAUAUCAUGAAAACACUCAGGGCUAUUAUACAGCACAGAUGAUAUGAUGUCCAGGUUACACCAAAAGUCCAAAGAACCAUUCAGGAUGUUCCUUUUUGUAGCUCAUAUUUGCCAUUUACUGGGUUGUGGCCUAUAGCCUACUGUUUACAUGACAGAGUUGGAUAAGUGUUAUCAGCCUUAAGAUAAUCAAAUGCUGAAGUGAUGAUGCUUACAUUCUAACACAUAUCAAUACUUUAAAAAGGGAACAUAUUGUUAACCUCGAUUAUAGUACGCUGCAUGGAAGAAUACUAGAUUUCAUACUACAACUAGUAAUUACAAAUGGUCUAUGAUCAUAAGAUGCCUUUGGGCCCAUGCAGCAUUGAAGAAACCUUACACUGUACUGUGCUACAGGAAGUAGCCCUCUGUUGUUCUGAACCAUCUGUUCCACAGGGUAACGCACAAGAAAGGAUAUUUGCUCUGUAUGUUUUUACAUUUAACAACUGCAAAAGCUGCACUAUAAAUUGGAAGAACUUUAAGAGAGGACAGUGUGUGUGUCAUUAUUUAUCUGGCAGAACAGUCAUGCACAUCUGUUGACAGAUUCGUAUAGAGAUGAAGUCCCAAACGGUAGUGCGUUACCUUUGACUAGAGUCCUACAGGGCAUGUACAACUAAUUAGCUGUGUGCCUAGAAGGUCUUCCCAGGCCCAGAGUGUUGGGUUUAGGAGUUGUUCCACCUACGUGAGGUGGUAGGUAGAGGGUGGUGUUCACCAGGAACCAAAUGGAAGUAAAGGGGUGGAAACGGGGAGGGACCUCACUGCAUUUAUCCAAUCAAAAAGUGUCCUGUUGCAAAGCGUUUUGGAGGUGUUCUCAAAUGAAGAGGAUCCAUCAUCACAUCCAGCAGAAACAUCUGGCUCUAGAAAGUGGGAAAAUGAACUUUUUGGUACAUUUUUCUUGUCAACUGCUGUAAUUUAAGAGGUUUGGUUGUAAUGGGGAAAAUAUAAAUGUCUAUCUGGUUGUGAAAUAGUUUUAGUUUGGGAAUGUGUGCAAAUGAGAAAUUAAAUUGGUCACACUCAA